Molecule: messenger RNA, 720 nt
Organism: Vigna angularis (adzuki bean)
Lineage: Eukaryota; Viridiplantae; Streptophyta; Magnoliopsida; Fabales; Fabaceae
Exons: 1
Coding region: 1-720 (239 amino acids)
Source: RefSeq, a predicted model, not a curated record
AUGCCAGAAAAAACUCCUCCAGCAUUAGAGAAGUAUGAUGGCUCGAUUGACCCGGAUGAUCAUCUCAAGAUCUUCACCAACGCAAUGACGUUCUACACGGAUAGUGAUCCGGUCAUAUGUAGAGCCUUCUCGUUAUCACUCAAGGAGGAGGCAUUGGAAUUGUACAACACUCUUCCCCCGAACACGGUAGAUUGUUUCGCUACCGUGGAAACUCUCUUCAAGAGGCAAUACGCCUCCAAUCAGAGACAAGAGGUGACACCGGCGGAAUUGGUAAACACCAAAAAAGAGAAGGACGAAACCUUGAAAGCCUUCAUGAAAAGGUAUAAUGAAACCGCAUGGCGAGUUAAAGAUGUUAUUAACACUUUUAUCAUCAGCAAUUUGCCUUCAUGCUUAAAAUCGGGAUAUUUUGCUGAAAAGUUAUAUGUCCGACCACCAAGAACUAUGGACGAAUUUCAGGAAAGGGUGGCUAAGUUUAUUCGUAUUGAGGACAUGAGGAGCUCAAGGGAAAAACAACAGCAGGAAGCUUCUACAGACGGAAUUAGAAAGGACAGCGGACGGUUGUUCUUCGACAACGACAAGGGAGGAGAUCCUCGAUCAAAGGACUUCCCCCCCGAACGCCUAAAUUUGAUCAUCACACAACUAUUAAUGCACCCAGGGCAAAAAUCCUUGAGGAAGCCCUUAGUACUGAACUUCUUUCGAUCAGAAGCUUUAUUCACCUAA